AAGGAAAGAUUUAAUCUGAGCACAAAUUUACUCAGGUUUUCACAAAAAGUCAAAGCUAAAAAAUGGAAUAUGUAGGACAGUCGAGUAAUGUUAAUGGUGUGGUGUUAUGGUGUGUGUGUGUGUUUCAGAGAGAGGUCUGCAAACAGACAGAGGUCUUUUAUCAGAGCCGGUGGCAGAGUUGGGUCAGAUGGAGUACCAGCUGCUCAAGUUCUUCACCCUGCUAAUAAUCCUCCUCAUCCUCUCAUCGUGCUAUCUGGCCUUUCGUGUGUGCAGUCUGGAGCAGCAGCUCUCCUUCCUCAGUAACCCAAAUCUGCCCCUCAGAGAGAGGUAACCUCUGCCUUCCACUUUAAACCCUCUCUCUUCAAGCUUGGAGCCGAUGAUGCCCCCCUUCCACCCACCACCCCAGCACAGAUCCAGGAUCAUAACAAACCCUCCAUCCCUCCUCGGCUGCAUCAUCAAGGUUCCAGGCAUCUAUAAGGUCCGGGACGACCACCCAACCCAAGAUCACUUCCAGACUAUGCAAACAGACUGUAUAUUUAUUUCUAAACAGAAAGUAGAUUUUGUUAUAGAUUGUCAGCAGUUCAUAUCGCAGAUGUGCUUCAGUGUGAAAAGUGGGGGGAAAAAAAGAUGCUGCUGAAUCCUCACUGCUCUGUUGUGCAGACGGAUGAGAAAGACGUUUGAUGUUAAAAUAUUGAGAUGUAAGUAAAAAGGAAAUGUUUGUAUUUUUUGAUGGUUGCCAGCGUGAGUGAGCCGUUUGUUUAUAUCAAACAUAUUUUUGACUAAUUGAGCAAACUAGUUUAAUUUUAGAGGGAGAGUUAAAACUAGCAGUAACGUUGCACUUUUUCUUGUAAAGAUGAAGUCCGAAUCGUUUCAGCCACAUGUCGCAUCAAGUGUUUUUUUUUUUCUUCAGUAAAAGGUACUCAGUUGUCAUCUUAAAGGUAUUCACAGAAGAAGGUCAUGUGAGCACAGAGAUUUCACUUGUUUCUAGUGAAACAGAGCAAUAAUAGCUUUAAAAAAAAGAGUGGAGUGAUUAGAUAAAAUUUUGUUUUUCAUCACAUUUAUGAAUAUCUGUGUAAAAAAAAAAGUUGCUUGGAUUCUUUUACUCAAACAUUUCAAGUGAAGAUGUUAGUCUUUAAGAGUCAAACAGAGUAUUUGUUUUAUGAUGUUUGUCUGAGGAUAUCUCAUGGAUUUUCUACGGAUGAUGAUGUAUUUCUGGACGCUUUUAAAUUAAAUCUGCGACUACAUUAAAAUGAC
Messenger RNA from Poecilia latipinna (sailfin molly), 1254 nucleotides. RefSeq names its product GRAM domain-containing protein 2-like. The transcript is spliced from 3 exons. Gene Ontology annotation, molecular function: phosphatidylinositol-4,5-bisphosphate binding. Gene Ontology annotation, biological process: regulation of store-operated calcium entry. Gene Ontology annotation, cellular component: organelle membrane contact site; endoplasmic reticulum membrane. Lineage: Eukaryota; Metazoa; Chordata; Actinopteri; Cyprinodontiformes; Poeciliidae. The record is from RefSeq and is a predicted model, not a curated record. Bases 107 to 331 code for a protein of 74 amino acids.